UGCAUGUAAAUCUAUUUAUUUUUUCCGUCUUUUGCCCGAAUUCCACACAAAGCUCGAAAUCGAAGAAAAACCGUUCACGAGUUCACACAAACUCUCGGCACUCUCUCUCUCACCUGAAAUCUCCUUUUUCGCUGCUCAAUUUUGUUUUUAAUUGGAAACUCGUUUUGAGAAGUUUCCCGAUGAGCUACCGAUCGCCGACGGCUCCGAUUCGGUGCUGAUCUUCCCUCGGCGGUGGCCUGCAUGCGGAAUCUCUGGCACCGGCGACGACGGGAAGCGUAAUUGGAGAAUAUCUAUGGUUUUUGGCGGGAUUAGGAGCCUAGGGUUUGUGAAUUUUGCUGGAUGCGUGUUAGGUGCGGGAUAAAUGCUUGUUGCCGGGGUUCUAGGGUUUCAGAGCCUGGUCCUGGUGGUUUGCCUGGUGGUUCCGCUGAUCGGAUUCGUCGUACGGCGGAAAUGGAGGCUCGCUUUAGCUAGGAAGGAAGAGAUUAGGAGGCUUUUGAUUUUGGCGUCCGAGGAAGCCGCUAGGGCCGAGCUCGAGGCGUCCGCCCAAUACGGCGUUGUUGCGGCGGUUGCUCAGAACCAGUGCGCCGUUUGUUAUUUCCCCACUACCACACGUUGCGCGCGAUGCAAAGCGGUUCGUUACUGUUCUGGCAAGUGUCAAAUUAUGCACUGGAGACAAGGACACAAGGAGGAAUGUCGUCCUGCUUGCCCAACUCAGACCGUUAAUGACAUAGGAAAGGAUUCUAGCCAAAAGUUGAACAAAGAAGAGCACUCUGAAGUUUAUAGUGAGAAUUAUGAAAGCAUUGAACGAGCUAAACCAGUUCAAGCAUUCCCUUCAAAAUCUGCACACACAAAUAAUGGUUGCUCUGCUGAAGUGCUAUAUGAGAAGGAAGAGGGUAGUGAGGUUGAGUCUAUUGCAAGUGGGAAAGGGGUAAGUUCUACUUUUGAAUCAGGCUCUACAUCGUUUUCUGGGUUUUCUACUUCAACCACCAAUAGUGAUUUGGCUGAUGAUGUUUCUGUCACUGAGAGCAUUAGUUCAGCUGAUACAGAGAGUUCAGAUGGACAUUUAUCUGUUGAUAGUUCUUCUGACGAACUUCAUACCACUCUUCAUGUGAGAAAUGAAGAUAAUUCUCAGCCAUUAUCUCCAAAGUUUGCUAGAUUGGUUGACGCUGUAAAUGGUAUUACUGUAAGUAAGUUAAAUGAAACUGAAUCUAGUUGCAAUGGAGGAGAAGAUCGUUGUCGACUGACUUGCUCUUCACAUCCUAGUAAUAGUAGUGUACAUGAUGGUCCAGCUCAGCCUCUUGCAGCUUCUUCUGGAUUUUGGGAGAAAGCUCUAGAUUCUAUUAGCCCCCCAGAUGAUACCCAUCAUGAUGACACAUCUGAUUCCAGUGGACUCGGUAGCAGCAAGGUAUCAGGUGGAACUUCCCUUCACUUUUCAUUUAAAUUGUCAAGACGUACUGCUCCUCCCUUGUUCACUAAGGGCUCUUCAGAGAACGUUGCUCUAUCAAAGGAUGCUCUUACAGACGAGUUGCGUGUUAAGAAGCAUACUAGUGGAUCAUCUUUAUCUAAAAGUAUAGAUUCUAAUGCACCAAAAACCAGGGCCUGCCGAUCCUUGAAUCGUGAAGCAUCCAAGAAUUUGGACAAUGGAUGUGAAAGUUUUUCAAAUGACUUUAAUUCAAGGGAAGCCAAGUCAAUGCUUAAAGAAGGAGCUUCAAAAUGUGCAGAUUCAUCAAAUGUUGGUAUCGCGCCAUCCACAAGAGCUCAAAAGUUGGACUUGGAUCAUGUUGUUAGUAACAACAAAACUUCAAAUCCUAUGAAGUCUGAGGAUGAUGGAUAUUUAUUAUCCAGUACUCAUUUAGCUUCUGGCACGAAGGACUCUUCCAUUAAAAGGUCCAAAGCCGGAGAUGAUGCUGGUCAGGAUAGUGCUACUGUUUCAGGUCAGGUUUCAAAUUAUCCAAAUGUCAGGAACGGAUUAAAAACCUCUGUACAAAAAGUUGUUGAGCAGUUCAGAGGAUCCAAUUCCAAACUAACAAAACAAUAUCCGUUAGCGCAUGGAAGUGAGAUUGCUGGACGAUACACUGACAAGGGGCUUUUUCCUUACGACUCAUUUGUCAAGCUAUACAAUUGGAACAAGGUGGAGCUUCAACCAUCUGGCCUUAUAAAUUGUGGGAACAGUUGUUAUGCCAAUGCUGUACUCCAGUGCUUGGCAUUUACGCCUCCAUUGACUGCCUAUUUCCUUCAAGGAAUUCACUCAAAAGAUUGUAUAAAGAAAGAAUGGUGUUUCACAUGUGAAUUUGAAGGUUUAAUUUUGAAGGCAAAGGAAAAGAAAUCUCCAUUGUCUCCUAUUGGAAUAGUGUCCCGACUCCAGAACAUUGGAAGUCAACUUGGUAAUGGGAGGGAAGAAGAUGCACAUGAGUUUCUAAGGUAUGCUAUUGACGCGAUGCAAUCUAUUUGCCUGGCGGAAGCCAGGGUUGGUGCAUCAGGUCAUUUGGAGGAAGAGACAACUUUGCUAGGCCUUACUUUUGGAGGCUACCUCCGUUCAAAGAUAAAAUGCAUGAAGUGCCAAGGCAGGUCUGAGAGGCAGGAAGGUAUGCUGGACCUGACUGUUGAAAUUGAAGGGGAUAUAGGGAGCCUGGAAGAAGCCCUUCGAAAAUUUACAAGCACUGAGAUCUUGGACGGUGAAAACAAGUACCACUGUGGCAGAUGCAAAUCUUAUGAGAAGGCCAAAAAGAAGUUGACAAUACUGGAGGCACCCAAUGUCCUCACGAUUGCUUUAAAGCGAUUUCAGUCGGGAAAAUUCGGAAAGCUUAAUAAGCCAAUUCGGUUUCCAGAGAUCCUGAACUUGGCACCAUUUAUGAGUGGCACAAGUGACAAAUUGGCCAUUUACAGGCUUUAUGGGGUGGUCGUUCACUUGGAUGUUAUGAAUGCUGCAUUUUCUGGUCACUACGUGUGCUAUGUUAAAAAUGCUCACAACAAGUGGUUCAAGAUUGAUGAUAGCACAGUAACGCCUGUGGACCUUGAGAAGGUGUUGAGCAAAGGAGCAUACAUGCUGUUUUAUGCGAGGUGCUCACCAAGGGCCCCGAGAUUGAUAAGGAAUCGAAUAGUAUCUUCUGAUCCCAAAGCUAGAGUGACACCUUCCUGGAUUGGUGGUGGAAAGACCACUGCAUUGAAAUCAAAAUCCACCACAAAUCCUAAUGUUGCCCAGUUCUUAUCCAGUUCAAGUCCUCCAGGUGUUUCUGCCAGUUACGAUUCAUUUUAUGCAAGAUACCAUCGGUUGCAGAGGAUUUUAGAAGAGGAUUCAUCGAGCGACAACUCUUCCCUUAUCAGCAACAACUCUGAUGAAGGUUCUUGCAGUACGGAUAGUACCCGUGACUCUACCAGCACAGACGACUUGUCGGAUUACAUUUUUGGUGAUUCCGGACGAGUUUGGAGUAGCCUGUGGAGGAACUCUUGUGAUACUGGCACUUCUUCAUCGUCCUCUCCCCUCACUCGUAUUCAAAAGAAUUUGCAUCUUUCUGAUAUGGACCAGUACGAUUCAGUUGCUCCCGUAACCAGUGGGCUUAAAACUGAUUGUGCAGCUACCGAGGACGGUGGUCUUUGGGACGGGCCAAGUAGCAGGAGUAGCAAGCGGGUGAAUUUUCGAGGCGAAGAAACUAAUCCCUUUUUGCAUUCUGACACCACUAAGCAACGUAGAAAGUUAGCUAGCAGAAGUAGUAGUAAUAGUACCCUUAAGACUGACUUAGAGAGACUAGGAUCUGACUCUUUAAACCCUGUAAAAUAUAAUGUAUUCACCAGGGAAAGAACAGUGAACAUUUGAUUAUAAUAUUUAGGUACAGAGCGGUAAAUAAGAAAAUUUUGAGGGAAUGUAUGUAAUUCACCCUUCUGCUGAUUUCAUUUAUAUAAAUCAGCUUUCAUUUUUUUUUCCCU
Molecule: messenger RNA, 3924 nt
Organism: Morus notabilis
Lineage: Eukaryota; Viridiplantae; Streptophyta; Magnoliopsida; Rosales; Moraceae
Product: ubiquitin carboxyl-terminal hydrolase 16
Biological process (GO): protein deubiquitination
Cellular component (GO): nucleus; cytosol
Molecular function (GO): cysteine-type endopeptidase activity; cysteine-type deubiquitinase activity
Source: RefSeq, a predicted model, not a curated record